AUGAAUCCAAUGAUGGCUCAGCAAUAUGCACAGAUGAAUACGAUGGUUCAGCAGCAGCAGCAGCGGUUUGCUAACGGUGGCAUCCCUUACGGCGUUUCGGGCAACGGACCAAUACCUCAUGGAGUCCGCAUGAGUAAUGCGAUGCCAGUUUCUAGUAGUUAUACAGACAGUCGAAGCGUCAUGGCGCCCAACAUAGGCUUUCAAAUGGCUCCCCAAGGCUAUAACAUGAUGUCAUCUACGCAGAUGCAGCGCAUGAACUCGGCGACGCAAGGAAUACCUCAGCAGAGUAUGAAUCAACAGGGUAUGCAACAGCAGCCUCAUCAAAGCAUUGCAAUGGCGCAACAGAGCUUGACUAUGCCACAGCAAAGUAUGACGAUGCCGCAGCAAAGUAUGGCAAUGUCACAUCAGAACCUGGCGGCUAGCCAGCAGAGCAUGCUUCAGCACAACUUGCAGAUGCCCCACCAAAGUAUGACAUCGAUUCAAAAUAGUGCACCUUCUAGCUCAGGCAAUAUGUCUGACGUUUCGGGUCAUCCGAACAACUAA
Molecule: messenger RNA, 543 nt
Organism: Plasmopara halstedii
Lineage: Eukaryota; Oomycota; Peronosporomycetes; Peronosporales; Peronosporaceae
Exons: 1
Coding region: 1-543 (180 amino acids)
Source: RefSeq, a predicted model, not a curated record